AUGGCCGCGCUGAUUGAGCGACACCCGCUGCAGCGGCUCCCCAGCCCUUCGAGGGGCACUUCUGCUCUGGUCCAUCUGGCUGGAUUAGCGAGCUUCUUCUGGUCCUUUAAGUUUAUGCACGAGAACCCGAAUCAAGCGAAUGAGGCGUACGGAUGGCAUUUCCAGUACCUCACCGUCAUCGGUCUAACCUUGUCGACACUGACCUUCCUGGUUGCGCUCCUGGCGGAUGUAACCCUGUCGCGUCGUUUGUUCCUGGUCAAGAACCUCCUCUCGGUAUGCAGUGCUCCCAUGGAAGUUUUGAUCAGUGUACUCUAUUGGGGUCUUCGCUUGAUCGACGAGCGUCUGGUGCUCCCAGACUGGGCAGUCAUCCCGCUCCAUGCUGACAUCAGUUUUCAUGCUAUUCCGUCCAUCGUGAUGCUGAUCGAUCUCCUCUUCUUCUCUCCGCCAUGGACCAUCACGGCCUUGCCAUCGUUGGGUCUGUCGGGGCUCAUUGCGUUUGGCUACUGGUUCUGGGUUGAACGUUGCUUCUCAUACAACGGGUUCUAUCCUUAUCCCAUUUUCGAGCUCCUCCCAACGCCUGGCCGCAUCGGCCUGUUUUCGGUCAGUGCGGCAGUAAUGGCACUAAGCACAGGCACGCUGAAAUGGCUAUAUGGUCGUGUCAAUGGGUUCGGAGUGCCAGAACAGCCUGGGUCCCGACCGGGCGCCAUUGUAAAGCAAGAAAGCUUGAAGAAAUAA
This is a messenger RNA of Penicillium chermesinum, 735 nucleotides long. Its product is annotated as androgen-induced gene 1 family protein. Lineage: Eukaryota; Fungi; Ascomycota; Eurotiomycetes; Eurotiales; Aspergillaceae. The coding region runs from base 1 to 735 and encodes 244 amino acids. The transcript is spliced from 6 exons. The record is from RefSeq and is a predicted model, not a curated record. Gene Ontology annotation, cellular component: endomembrane system; membrane.